ACAUAGCUGAGCCAAUAAGAUAGUUGAAGUGAAACUUCUAACUCAUACAAAACAGUAUUAAUUCCAACAUUCGAAUUUCAUAGGAGCGCGCCAGCCCACUUCCGAGGCAACUGCCAACAAAUAACGUUUUGUUUCCAAAACGUCACCCGUUCUCACCUACUGUCAUAAACAAAUCAAACAUGGCGGGCCUAAUGACAAUGAGACAUUAGCGAGCUACAAAAUGCCUCCGCGUUUGCGAAUAAUUAAAUCGUAAAGCCCCUCUCCGCCUACGGCACCAGUCUAUUUACUCCUUUUUCAUUCAACACAAUAGCUGCUGCAAUCCGACACUCUCAACUCUAUUACGUCAGUUUAUUAUUUAUAAACCCAAGCGAAUUUAAACUCUAUUAGUUUCUGAUAGAACUCAAAAGAUAUUGCACACUUUUUAUUUUAUAAGGCGUAUUCCACAGAGAGUAUUAAUUUGAGCGCGACGGGCCCCGCCUACUCAAUAUCGCGUUUACACACAUGUUGGCUCGUAUCGUCGUCCCGCUCUAGCCGCGCCGCUUAUUAAAAUUCCUCGGUGUAUAAUACCGUCUCUCUCGCUCGGUACAGAGAAGUCGGCACUCGCCCCAAUGCUGGCGCGAUUUUCACCGCGCUUCCACGCGAUUUGCGCGAGUUCGUACAAAUUGGAAACUAAAUAUCCGAUUGCUCAAUCCGAUAGUUGACGCGAUUUGUGCGAUUGUGACUGUGCCUCAAAGUGAAGUUUGACUCUGAGUGUAUAUCAAUUAACAGUCGAUAGUGCAUUUUUUUCCAAUGCUCUAAAUUUGACAGCUGGAAAUUUUGCAACAACUGAAAACCGCCGACGGUCGGACGUUUUUCCGGAAACCAAAUAAGAAUCCUAUUAAACUCAAUUAGAAUCCAAAUUGAACUGUCGUUUUAACGGUAAAAUUUGCAAAAUUUUAAGUAAAGAUGGCGUAUUGACAUCUGAAAUGCUGAGUAGAUGAAAUGAAGACCUCGCUCGAAUGCGAGCGGUCAGAGGCCGCGGACAGCGGCGGGAAGGGUCGGAUAUCCUUCAGCGUGGACUCGCUGCUGGGCAGCAAGGAGCCCUCCAAGGACCAGGAGCACAGCAACGAUGAGAGCAACACGCUCGAGACGGACGACAGUGACGUGGACAUCGAGGACGUCGACUCCAACGCGGGAGAUGAGAGAGAGGAAGACGAUAGAGAAGGACGGGAGAGUGGAAACGGAGAGGAGACGGAGAGGAGUGGAGUGGUGGUGCCGCAGCCGAUGCUGCCCCGGCUGUACCAGGGCCCGCCGCCGACGUGGCCGUUCGGAGCGUUCCCCUGGAUGGCUCCUAACCCUAUGUUCCGAACUGGAUCACCCAAUGCAGGGCCUCCCAGUGGCCCUCCCGUUGUGCGCUGCCAACUUCGGAAACACAAGCCCAACCGCAAGCCAAGAACACCCUUCACCACGCAGCAACUCCUCGCGUUGGAGAAAAAAUUCAGAGAUAAGCAGUACCUAAGCAUCGCUGAGCGUGCUGAGUUCUCGUCGUCACUGAGGCUUACUGAGACUCAGGUCAAAAUCUGGUUCCAAAAUCGGCGCGCGAAAGCGAAAAGGCUGCAAGAAGCCGAAAUCGAAAAACUACGUCUCUCCGCACGGCCGCUGCUGCCUCCAUCAUUCGCCCUGUUUGGGGGAGGCGGCGCGCCCCCGCUCUUCGCCGCCAUGGCUGCCGCCACGCGCCCCCAACUCAGCUUCCUUGGAGGACCUCCCACACACCAACACGCCAUCAACAUGAACAUUUUGAACUCUUUACAGCCCCAUUGACGUUUGGAGCACGCGGGUACGCGUGAAACGUCAAACGAGCAGCCGCCAUCUUAAAAUCAGUGUUCAAAUUUCGUUGUCUGUGAUUCAAAACUUUCUCUAACAGCGGCGGUAACAAGUAUACUGAACGAACUUUAAAUCAGUAAGUGCAAUUGUAUAAGUUAAAUUCAGGAGUUAAUUUAUUUUAAAAAUAGUUGAUAAUUGUGUAUAUAUAGACUUAAACAAACGUUAGGGCAAUAGACAUUUAUGAGACAGUUUAUGAGCGAAACGUCGCAUUCAUGAAUGUUUGUUAGUAUUAAAACCUAAAAGAAAUAGUUACUUUUUAAACGA
Molecule: messenger RNA, 2127 nt
Organism: Cydia strobilella
Lineage: Eukaryota; Metazoa; Arthropoda; Insecta; Lepidoptera; Tortricidae
Product: muscle segmentation homeobox-like
Exons: 3
Coding region: 982-1800 (272 amino acids)
Biological process (GO): regulation of transcription by RNA polymerase II; embryonic morphogenesis
Cellular component (GO): nucleus
Molecular function (GO): DNA-binding transcription factor activity, RNA polymerase II-specific; RNA polymerase II transcription regulatory region sequence-specific DNA binding
Source: RefSeq, a predicted model, not a curated record